Molecule: messenger RNA, 2400 nt
Organism: Micropterus salmoides (largemouth bass)
Lineage: Eukaryota; Metazoa; Chordata; Actinopteri; Centrarchiformes; Centrarchidae
Gene: msgn1
Product: mesogenin 1
Exons: 1
Coding region: 1488-1919 (143 amino acids)
Biological process (GO): mesoderm formation; regulation of transcription by RNA polymerase II
Cellular component (GO): nucleus
Molecular function (GO): RNA polymerase II cis-regulatory region sequence-specific DNA binding; DNA-binding transcription factor activity, RNA polymerase II-specific; protein dimerization activity
Source: RefSeq, a predicted model, not a curated record
GCCACAAACUGUUCCUGUGAUCCUAAAUGGAACGGUGUCUGUAGUUGUGCACAGUUUAGUCAAGUAAUAAAUGAGUGCAAUGUGGUUUGAAAGCUGCAGAAAAAGUUACUAAUUGGACCUUGAGUCAAACAUUCAAUACACAUAGUUUAUUUUUGUAUGUUUAAAUAUACAGAGAAAAAGAUCUUUCAGUUGAAUUGAAAGAAACGUGCCACUUAUAACUGAGAAUAUUAUACACAUGAUUUUAUUAAAUGAUUUGUCAUUAGAUAUAUGUUGUGAUCUUGACUGAUUGCAUGGCCAAUGCACAAAACAUGAAAUUGUUCAAAUAAAUAAGUUUUUUACGAAUGUUUUUGUUGCACCAAGGAGGCUUGCCAUAACAUGUUUCCCUGAUCCUGAAAGGAACUGUUUAUGUAAAUCGGUAAAAGGUUGUGGAUUAGCAGUUUUCAGUUGUAAAUGGCAUUUAAAAGCACCGCAUAUGCUUAUUUUCUCCCACUGCUGUUUGACAAGCUACAUGUCACUUAGCAUAGCUAGAGAGAGAAAGCACUGCAGCAGAAGUGGACACAGAGGACACUGAGGCAUUGGUUUUACAACCUGCCAGCGUUGGUCCCCUUGAUCAUGAGUGACACCUUACACACCUUUUCAGACAUGAAAGGUCUGGCAGGAGCUUGGUGACAGCUGCAUCCUCUGCCCAAAUAGCAACUGAGCCCCAAUACUGUGCCUUUUCCUAAAGCAACUCCUGAAACAGUUUGUCAGAAUAAUUAUGAUUGUUUUCCAGUGCAAAUCAGCUGGUCUCCCAAAGAGUUGUAAUUUGCUUGUGAAGGAUAUUUACACUUGAAAAACUCAAACAGGAAACAAGAAGCAUUACUCCAGGUAGCAAAUGACAGGAUUUUAAGACUCAGUACAAAGGCAGCAUAAUUAUUAUAAUUAUUUUGGCCCUUAAUUACACUGUCUGGAGACAUGGACAAUGAUUGUAGCUGAUUCGGAACCUUAGUUUCUCUGAUAUAUUUUAAAAACAAUUUGGCUGUGUAAAGCUAUACUCUUAAUAAGUAAAAAAAAAAUAGCUUGGGCUAUUUUUUGGGACCAUAUAACUUCCAGACUGAAGACACACGCAGGCCUGACUUGCCAGUGAGGUGUGAAGAUCUCAUGUGAUCCCACUCAUUCCUUCAUUAGACAAAUCACAUCAAACUGAUAAUUGUCGUCAUGCAGACUUUAAAGAGUAAUUUCCCUCAAAGGCAAUCUAAUUAUUUUUCUUUUUAUCACAUUAUGCGUCUAUUUAGCCUUAUUCACACCCCAGUGAUAAAUAACGACGGGGAAGGUCGCAUUUUGGCACUUGAGAUUUUCUUUGAACUUUUUUCGCCUCAGCUGUGAACCCAUAAACCUCCGGAGAUCUGCUUCUAUAUAAAAACGCUUUGGCAAAAUGACCUUCACAGAAUCUCACCCUUAAUGUCAUCCUCGCUGUGGACGGCAAGAAGCCUCGGGAUAUUUCUAACAUGAACCUGGAGGUUGUGACAGCUAAAAUACUGUCUGACUGGAAGAUCCAUGACAGUACGUUUGGAGAGGAUCUGGAUUCCCUUCAGUCCUCGUCCCCGGAGCCCUCGGUGGACUCCAUGUGCUCUUCACCGGAGAUGUGCUACCCCAGCGGGCAUCAGGAUAUCAAUGAUUUAUCUUUCGGCUUCAAUGAACGCAGGGCGACUCCAGCAGAGCAGAGGCUGAGCAAGCCCAAGAUGUCCACCAAAAGACGCAUGAAGGCCAGCGAGAGGGAGAAGAUGCGGAUGAGGAGUCUUGCAGAGGCUCUGCACCAGCUCCGUGACUACCUGCCGCCGGACUACAGCAAGAGAGGCCAACCUCUGACCAAGAUACAAACCCUCAAAUACACAAUUGAAUACAUCAACAAACUUUCAGACAUCCUCAGCCGCGCGUAACGGACGCACAUGGACCACUUUUACGCAUCAGGUUUACUCUCAUCUGGACAUUUGAUGGAGUUAGCUAUAUAUCUCUGAUGAAUGCUACAUCUUUAAGAUAACUUAAUCAUUCGAUAUCAUUUCAUGUUUUUCCUUCUCUGUUUUUUGCCCUUCUCUUGAUGUAAAUAUUUAGCGGGUACUUGGCAAUUAUUUUUGUAUAUGAAGAUGCCUGUGUUUGAAUUAUGAAUUCAGUAUCUGGAAAGAGAGUUUGCCGUUUGUUGAUUUGUAGCCUAUAUGUUUCGCUCACUGUAUCCUGAUGGGUGUGAAAUACAGCUUUACUAAAGAGGAAUCUCUCCAAUAUUCCUAUGUUUGUGUUAACAGAGAAUUUAGAGAAACUUUAUCAUCCUUGUUUUUCAUCUCUCAUACUUUGUGUGCUGGUGGGCUAUAUUUUAGAACUUAAGUAGCUGCGUGAUAUUUUAAAGUUUUGUUGUGUCUGAAAGCU